GCACUAAAGGCCACAGGAUUACGCACAGGAGAUCCCCGGCUGAAGGAAUGCAUGGACACCCUUAAAGUCACCCUGAAGAACACCUCGGAUGGAGUCAUGCUGGACAGACAGCUCUUCAAGAAGUAAGUCUUGUUCCCCGGUACGAAUCAGAGACGCUCAGUAGUGUUAACGAUAUAUGGAUCGAUAGAGAGUGGGACGUCAAUAUGCUGUUGCAAUUCCAGAGUUGGCUACUCUUUUCACAAUAUUGUACCCACCCGAACAAGGCUUUUCACAUGGUCUCUUUCAGCACUGUUCAAGCAACUAUGCUGGAUGCGUAACCCGACCAGCUCAGUUUGGCUCAGCUCGGCUCGGGUCAGUAGUGUGAAAAGCCCUAAUGAGGGAUGAUUAAAUCAUGACUGCGAGUCGUUGUGUCUGUGCAGACAGAGCUCCGGUUCCUGCGUGUUUUCCUCAUCUUAACAGCUCUAGCUCAUGAAUCAUUCAUCCCGUCUCUACUCUGGGUUAAGAUAGAAACCAUUAUUCACGUCUCGCCCGCCUGUGCCACGCUGGUGGCCACGCUAGAGGAAACCCAGUGACCUACUUCCUGCCACAAUGUCACACGGCCCAGAUUGGACCUAAUUGUUGACAUCCUGUCCUGAACCUUGUCACCUCACGUGAAACUAACCAAUCCCGGUGAUGUCACUUUGUUUCUAUGAGCCACCUGUUUUGAGAUGCAUUGUAAAUACAUUAUAGGUAUUUAUACAUUGUUAUAAUUUCUUACGAUAAGCCAUGAUGAGCUAUUAUGAAUGCUUAUAGCAUGUCUUUAAUGUAUAUUACCACCGCUGAGUAAUGCUAUAUGAAUGCAUUUGUUGUCUUUAGGCCACAAAAGGCUGUGAAGAUGGGCCCUGAGCUGUUAUGAAUGCUUACGGAAAUCUUAUAAUGCACUAUGCCAUAGUGAACACGAUGUGAUAAUAGGCAAUCUAAAGUGCAUUCAUAAUGCAUUAUAACGGGUGGCUUACAGAGAGUGUUACCCCAAACCCUUCCAGAACGGGUUGUAUCAGACACAGAGACCCCACCAGAGCCAAUAGGAUGUUGUGUUGUGUCGUUCAGGCAGAAAGCUUCUGCUCAUGUAUAGAGCCAUGACACAGGACAUGUGUAGCUAACAGGGUAAAGGAUGAACUUACUCAACUCCCACAUAAGCAGAAGUUCAACAGUGAACUACAGUAUGUUGUGCCUUGAGCUGUGUAGUUAGCUAAAAAGUUUUAAGGUGGCGUUAAAGACGUUUUACACGUUCCUACGUGCCAACUCCGACUAGGGUAAGGCCCCCACUAGGUCUCUCACCAAAGCAAAGUGCAAUGGACAGCUAAGCUUGACUACGGGAGGAGAUCAGGUCACGCGCACACACAAGUGAUAGUGAUGGGGAAAAAUCAAUACAGUUACAUAUCGCAAUUUUAUUUUGGAUGAUAUUAUAUCGAUACUUUGACUCCAAGUAUCGAUUUGUAGUCUAGUCUAUUUGAUUUAUUUAUUUUUGCUGGGUAGUGUUAGCUAGCGUUAGUCGGCUGUACCUACGCCAAAACUCUGGUAUUUCUCAUCCUAUAGAUUGUUCUCCAUCUUCUCUUUAAAUAGUGGGCCAACAUGUUUUCAGCACUUUUUUUUAUUUCCAUGACUGAUCAAAACUAAUUUUCUCAUGUGCUCUGCAGCAGGCAUAUAGUGAGCAAUAUGUUUGGAACAUCAAAUCACAAUAAACUCGCAGUAUCGAAUCGCAAUAAAUAUAGAAUUGUGAGAAUCGCAAUGCAUAUCGAAUUGGCACAUACAGUGCAUUCGGAAAGUAUUCAGACCCCUUGACUUUUUCCACAUUAUGUUACGUUACAGCCUUAUUCUAAAAUGGAUGAAACCGUUUUUUUCCUUCAUCAGUCUACACACAAUACCACAUAAUGACAAAGGAAAAAAUGGGUUUUUAGAAAUGUUUGCAAAUGUAUUAAAAAUGAAAUACCACAUUUACAUAAGUAUUCAGACCCUUUACUCGGUACUUUGUUGAACACCUUUGGCAGCGAUUACAGCCUUGAGUCUUCUUGGGUAUGACGCUACAAGCUUGGCACACCUGUAUUUGGGUUUCUCCCAUUCUUCUCUGUAGAUCCUCUCAAGCUCUGUCAGGUUGGAUGGGGAGCGUCUCUGCACAGAUAUUUUCAGGUCUCUCCAGAGAUGUUCGAUCGGGCUUCAGUCCGGGCUGUGGCUGGGCCACUCAAGAACAUUCAGAGACUUGUCCCUAAGUCACUCCUGCGUUGUCUUGGCUGUGUGCUUAGGGUCGUUGUCCUGUUGGAAGGUGAACCUUUGCCCCAGUCUGCGGUCCUGAGCGCUCUGGAGCAGGUCAUCAAGGAUCUCUCUGUACUUUGCUCCGUUCAUCUUUCCCUCGGUCCUGACUAGUCUCCCAGUCCCUGCCACUGAAAAACAUCCCCACAGCAUGAUGCUGCCACCACAAUGCUUCACCGUAGGGAUGGUGUCAGGUUUCCUCCAGAUGUGACACUUGGCAUUCAGGCCAAAGAGUUCAGUCUUGGUUUCAUCAGACCAGAGAAUCUUGUGUCUCAUGGUCUGAGAGUCCUUUGGGUGCCUUUUGGCAAACUCCAAGCGGGCUGUCAUGUGCCUUUUACUGAGGAGGAGCUUCCGUCUGGCCACUCUACCGUAAAGGCCUGAUUGGUGGAGUGCUGCAGAGAUGGUUGUCCUUCUGGUAGGUUCUCCCAUCUCCACAGAGGAACUCUGGAGCUCUGUCAGUGACCAUUGGGUUCUUGGUCACCUCCCUGACCAAGACCCUUCUCCCCCGAUUGCUCAGUUUGCCCGGAAGAGUCUUGGUGGUUCCAAACUUCUUCAAUUUUUAAGAAUGAUGGAGGCCACUGUGUUCUUGGACCUUCAAUGCUGCAGAAAUUUUUUGGUACCCUUCCCCAGAUCUGUCGCUCGACACAAGCCUGUCUCUGAGCUCUACAGACAAUUCCUUCGACCUCAUGGCUUGGUUUUUGCUCUGACAUUCACUGUCAACUGUGGGACCUUUAUAUAGACAGACGUGUUUCUUUCCAAAUCAUGUCCAAUCAAUUGAAUUUACCACAGGUGGACUGCAAGUUGUAGAAACAUCUCAAGGAUGAUCAAUGGAAACAGGAUGCACCUGAGCUCAAUUUCGAGUCUCAUAGCAAAGGGUCUGAAUACUUAUGUAAAUAAGGUAUUUCUGUUUUUUAUGUUGAAUAAAUGUGCUAAAAAUUGGGUAUUGUGUGUAGAUUGAUGAGGAAAAAAAUAAUUUAAUCAAUUUUAGAAUAAGGCUGUAACGUAACAAAAUGUGGAAAAAGUCAAGGGGUCUGAAUACUUUCCGAAUGCACUGUAAGUAUCGUGAUAAUAUCGUAUCGUGAGGUCCCUGGCAAUUCCCAGCCGUGGUGUGUACACACACCUGUUACUCAAAGACAAACAAGCUUGUUAUUGCCACAAGCUUGUUUAUAGCCACACACAGACACAUGCACAUGCACACACCGGGCCUGACGGUUGUCAUUAGCGGCCAAAGCUGUGUGUCUUAUUUAUAAGCUUCUGUGACAAAGGGAAAUCACUUAGCAGUGCAUGAGUACACUCAUUCGUUCUCCCUUCCUCAUCUUACCUAACAUCACGCUCUGGACACCAUUAAGCCAUACCGGCCAACUAGCACAGGGGUUCCCAAUCUUUUUCACUCAGUCCCCCCUUCCGGCAGUGUGGAACAUCCCACGCCCCCCUGCGCACCAUGUCUAUUUCUAUUGACGCAAGCACUGUUCAUGACAUUUUGCCAUGUCUAAUGUGUAUUCAUGUGAUAUUUGAGUGACUCAAACAUUACAACAAAAUCUAUGGGCUAAAAAACCUAGCUAAAACAUGUUAGUUGACAUGGGCUAGUUGAUCUGGACAAGUUAUAAAUAGCUCUCUAAGGUAUGCAAUGGGGGGGGGGGGGUGUUAGGAGGCUGGCCAGGGUAACAUUGACAGCCACUGUUAGUUUGUAGGCUCCAAUGACUCAGUUGAUUGGCGUGCAGUGCUUGCAACACCAGGGUUGUAUUCAUUAGGGCACACUAGCAAAAGGUUUUGUUAUGGAAAACAUUUCUUAUUGGAGAAGUUCAGGUAGUCCCUCCCUGUUUCCAUCAGUUUUCUAACGUUUAUUGCCUAAUGAAUGCGACCCAGGGUUGUGUUCUGAACGUUGCAGAUGGUAAUGUCUUGUGUAGAGCUCACAUGAUUGCUCGGCUGGUGCCAUGUCAUGUGUCGUGUUCGCUGCCUGCUCUUCUGCCCAGUGUCAUCCAUCACCACAAAUGAAACGUAAUCCAUGGACAUAAUAAAUAUCUGUGUGUGUGUGGCGAUGAUCACCUAUUUUAAGACACCGGGGCAAGGUGGCAACGAGGGUUGAUGGCACUACUAUACAGUCGCACCGAAACUGGUCCGUCUGUCUGGAGUCAAACUGGUCUCCAUAUCUACACACUGUGCCCAGUUAUGCCCAUGCCAGUCUUCCUGUUUUCAUCUGCAUUUAGAGGAAGUGCUGCUUGGUACAAUAGGUGUCCUUGUGGUUUCCACAUCCGGAAAGGUCAGAAAAGUUUGUGUGUGUACAGUUGUUCUUUCUGGGUGGUUCCCUAAAGACAACACUUCGUUAUUUCCCUGUAGUUAUUUCCCACCCCCCUGGAAUAGUUUGUCCCUAGAACAUUUAUGUAACUGCAGCCUGCUAGCUGAGUCUCCAAGGCCUAGCCGAUAGCUCCCUGAGGGACAUGUAUGUAAAUGAUUGCAGCAGAGAGAUGGAGAUGGAACUAUGGGAUGUCUCUGUCUCCUGGAUACGCAUGGGUGUUAUAUGCUUACAUUUGUUAAAUGCUAAUAAUGGCUAGCAACGCUCUCCUGAGGACUGGCGGCACUUUAAACACAGUAUCCUACAAGAAACCAUGCAUUCAAACCUCUUAGAUAAAGUAUGGUUAUCGAUUUGUUCGUCAAGGAUGGAAGAGAGAGGCAAGGUCUCAAGGAUCUUUUGGAAUACAAAACAUGUUUAUUAGACAUUCAUAACAAACAAAAUCACCAGCUAGCCUAAUAAACAUGCCACCUCACCUUUUCUUUUUAAUAGGCCAUAUACUGUGCUCAUUGAGAUAAGCAUCUUUAUGAAUGUUCAUGUAGCACUCACAAAGCUACAGUAAGUGAGUUUUGUUUAUCUUAAGUUAACCAGUCAUGUGACCAUGGCGUUGCAGUUGGUGUUAACUGAGAGCAUCUGGGAAUACUUAUAUUAGGCCUAUGUUGGGACUGCUGGAGUUUUUUUUCCCCUCCUACUGGUGUGGUUGUUGCUUUACAGUCAUGGAAGGUAUACACUUACCCAUAAUGUUUUUUGUGUGUGUGUGUGUGUGUGCAUGCGACGCGUUCAUGUGUUUUUGUUUGACUAUCAAUUUCAUCCUGUGGUCACAUGCAAUAAAAAAGUUAAUCAGUUUACAGUGCCUAUUUUGUUGCUCACUAUUGCUAUGUUAGCUCCAUGCUAACUACCUGAGCAAAGAGGGACUCAUGUCGCGUAAUGUCCAAAUAACCUCUGCCCUCCUCCUGUCUCCAGGUGUGUCCAGAGCAACAUAGUCUUGCUCACCCAGGCCUUCCGCAAGAAGUUCGUCAUCCCUGACUUCCAGUCCUUCUCCUCUCACAUCGACGAGCUCUACGAGAGUGCCAAAAAUCUGACCGAAGGCCAGGUUGGUAAUCAGCCCAUCCUGGGGGAGGUGGGUGGACGCCAUCCUUCUCGUCGUUGCUGUAGUCUGCCCCUUUCACCUUUUCUUUGUCUUCCACCUCCUCUGUGGUAUUGUCAAUGGCAGAUCUUGUGUGUAGCUGGAGUUUUCGUAUGUAUCCUUUUCUUCUAUGUGUGCUUACCUGUACAUGCUUAGAAUAAAGGGUUAUUCGGCUGUCCCCAUAGGAGAACCCUUUUUGGUUCUAGGUAGAGCUGUUUUGGGUUCCAUGCAGAACCCUCUGUGGAAUGGGUUUUACAUGAACCCAAAAGAGUUCUACCUGGAACCAAAUAGGGUUCUUCAAAGGGUUCUUCUAUGAGGACAGCCGAAGAACCGUUUUAGGUUCUAGAUAGCACCUUUUUUUCUAAGAGUGGAUGUACAUUAUUAGGGGACAGCAGAUAUAUUUUUGUUAAGGGUCUUACACGAACAGUUUGGAUUACAGGUGUUGGAACUAUUUCUCUGUCCACCACAGGUUGCAGACUACAUUCCCCAGCUUGCCAAAUUCAGCCCGGACCUGUGGGCCGUGUCUCUGUGUACCGUGGAUGGACAAAGGUUAGACUCCAUUAUGUACUUAUGAAGCUGUUGUUAUUAUUAUUAUCUUUAAGACCAACAGUUGGCAACACUGAAAAUGCCCACGUGUCCGCUAUUUGACGCCUAUACAUAUACCCAGUGAUAGGAUAUCACAAGGCCAUCUGAACUGGGAUAAGGGCCAGCUAAACUUCCAGUAGAAGCCAAAGAUUACGAUGUGAGGUCCACAGUUUCGUUCUGGUGCACUCAUUGGUAAUAGAGAUUGUAAAUGAACAACCAAUCUUAGGGUGUGUGUGUUUGUGUCUGUAAACGACACUAUCUCUCCGCUUUAUGAUGUUUGUUGUAGGAUAGAAAGUCAUAAAGAUAACAUUGGAAUGAGGUGUUUUGUUAUGUUUGGUUUUCAUGACUCAUGAUUUAUGAUUUACAGCAUGUUGAAACACCAUGAUGCACUAACAGCAUGUUGAAACACCAUGAUGCACUAACAGCAUGUUGAAACACCAUGAUGCACUAACAGCAUGUUGAAACACCAUGAUGCACUAACAGCAUGUUGAAACACCAUGAUGCACUAACGCAUGUUGAAAAUACCAUGAUGCACUAACAGCAGUUGAAACACCAUGAUGCACUAACAGCAUGUUUGAACACCAUGAUGCACUAACAGCAUGUUGAAACACCAUGAUGCACUAACAGCAUGUUGAAACACCAUGAUGCACUAACAGCAUGUUGAAACACCAUGAUGCACUAACAGCAUGUUGAAACACCAUGAUGCACUAACAGCAUGUUGAAACACCAUGAUGCACUAACAGCAUGUUGAAACACCAUGAUGCACUAAAUGGGGAGGGGCAGUUAUGUGGAUGCCUUUUCUUUCUCUGUCUAUCUAUUCCCUCUCUAUCUAUCUCUUUCUACCUACCUCUCCCUCUCUGUUUGUCUAUUUCUGUUCUUCAUCUUUCUUUCCUUCUAUCCUGUCUCUUUUUGUUCUGUCUGUAUGCCAUCAGCCACAAUCUCUCUCUCUACCUCUCUUUUUCACUCUCUUCCACCCCCUCCUGAGCGUCUCACUUUUUCUUCUGUCUUCUCUCCCUUCCCCUUUGUUGACGGCCCAUGAGUGACGAUGUCUGGUCCUAGUGACAGACCUUCUGUAACAAUAUCUUAACUCGCUCACUCCUCCCCCCCCUUGAUUAUAUAGUUUGAAAUACAGUGUUGAUAGAGUCAUCAUGCUCUCCAGAUAUUGCACACUGCUUAGUAUUCAGCCUCAGCAAGAAAACCUCCCCGGUUUAAUAGUUCCUGCAUGCACACAGCCGUUCUUGGCAGAGUUUAGGCAAAUAUCUGCAUUGAAAUUAUAUUUUUAUGACACAUUUCCUGAGUUCUAACUGUCCUCAAGCCGUUCUUGUGAUAUCAGUGUUAUUAUUACCUUAACAGAGCUUCUCUUACAUCAGUUAUCAUGUGAAGUGAUGACAUGAUGUCACUGACACAUACAAUCAAUUAAGGUAUGUGGUUUCUGAUGUGUAGGAAGUCUUAAAGAUAACAGUUAAGUGGGACUGGAUUAACCUGUACUUAAGCCUGCUUUUGUUUCUCCUCAGACACACGGUAGGCGACACCAAGGUCCCCUUCUGCCUGCAGUCGUGUGUGAAGCCGCUGAAGUACGCCAUCGCUGUGCAUGACCACGGCACAGAGUACGUGCACCGCUUCAUCGGGAAGGAGCCCAGCGGCCUGCGCUUCAACAAGCUGUUCCUGGACGAGGAC
Coregonus sp. 'balchen' is the source of this 7964-nucleotide messenger RNA. Lineage: Eukaryota; Metazoa; Chordata; Actinopteri; Salmoniformes; Salmonidae. The record is from the annotation of a GenBank genome assembly.